AUGGCAGAGAUAACACCAGCAGUGGUAGAGUCGGCCAGACACCGUGGGGUGUCCCUGGCUGAGCAGAUUAUGACCACCCUUAGAGAGGAGACGCCGGAGAAUGAGAGAAAUCAUAGGAAAACUAUAGUCAACUCGGUGAAGAUGCUGGAUGCUGCCCGAACCUGGACUGAUGACGUGCUGCGCUCAGUAGCAGAUGAUAUGGUUCGGUCGGAGCCUAUAGGACCUCAGAACUACCAAGGGGAACCGGUGUACAUAGAUUUCGUCCACAACACAUAUAUUGACGAAUUCGCCAACGCUUGCCGGUACGUCGUGGAUAGAGUUUUGGACGGCCUCGACAGCUCAUGUCUGUUUGUGGAGUGUGGGGGUAUGGAAAAAGUUGCCGAGGCGGCGGUCAGUGAUAAACUACCUCCAUGUUGGGGACAUAUGACUUAUGGUCACCCGAAUUUGCGCUACCAGAUACUAACGUUGGUGAAGCAAGUGGCUCAUUUUAAUCACCAGCAUCACGCUCGGCACACGCAGUUCUAUAGUGAGGACCCCUCUAACGAUUCGGAGCUGCUCUCGGUUAGAGGAUAUAAGCUGUAUUGA
Messenger RNA from Perkinsus marinus ATCC 50983, 585 nucleotides. RefSeq lists its product as hypothetical. The coding region runs from base 1 to 585 and encodes 194 amino acids. The transcript has 4 exons. Lineage: Eukaryota; Perkinsozoa; Perkinsida; Perkinsidae. The record is from RefSeq and is a predicted model, not a curated record.